Saccostrea cuccullata (small rock oyster) is the source of this 1522-nucleotide messenger RNA. Its product is annotated as sodium-dependent glucose transporter 1A-like. Gene Ontology annotation, biological process: transmembrane transport. The record is from RefSeq and is a predicted model, not a curated record. The transcript has 3 exons. Bases 1 to 1521 code for a protein of 506 amino acids. Lineage: Eukaryota; Metazoa; Mollusca; Bivalvia; Ostreida; Ostreidae.
AUGAAAGAUACAUCUGAGAAGAAAGGACUUCAAGAAAAUCACCAAGAUCAAGACUUCGAUGACCAGAAGAGAUCAAACGAUGAAGAAGGGACGCAAACUGAACAGAAAAUAAGAGGUAAAAUCCGGAUUAUGUUGAAGAAAGACCAACUUUUUAGGAAGAAAUACAUACUGACAGUGGCAUACAUUGCUUCUUUUCUGGCACUUGGAUGGGUAGAGGGUCAGAUGGGACCUACCUUUCCAGACCUCAGACUUCUUGCCAAGACAACCCUGGAGAAAGGAUCUCUAUUCUUUACCAUGGGGACCGUUGGCUACCUCUUUGGCUCAUUGUUAACAGGCUAUCUCUUCGACAAGCGAGUCUUAGACAGAAACCUGCUGAUGUUUAUUGCCACCGCCGGAUACGGUGUCAUUGUUGCAGUUAUACCUUGGUGUGGGAUGUUUGAGGUCAUGGUUAUUAUACAUAUUUUCAAAGGUGCUUUUGGAGGCGGAUUGGACACUUGUGGAAACGCGGGACUUGUUAAGACGUGGGGUGACGAGGGUGAUGCCUAUUUCAGUGCUUUACAUUUUGCAUUUGCUGUUGGUGGAAUUCUGUCCCCUUUGGCAGCAUCACCUUAUGUUCUGUCACCUGACGAAAAUGGUCCCCAAAUGAUCUUCCCAAACUCUACCAACUCUACCCAUGGUUUAUUUGAAGUUACAAACAUAUAUAACACGACCAAUAAUUCUUCAGCGCAAGCAUCAAAUGACUUUCAAGAAUCGUUAAUCUAUAUUCCAUACACUAUGACCACAGGACUAUGUCUACUAACAUCCCUUCCAUUUAUUGUAUUUUUCUGUAUAUCCUUAGAGAAAGCACUUGAAAAAGAUACAACAAUGGAGGAGGUACAAAAUAAAAGAAAACCUCACCAAAGGCUUAGAAUACUGGGAUUCAUCAACAUGGUUAUAUUUAUGACUGUAUAUGUUGCUGUGGAGGAUAGUUUUGCUGGUUUUCUGACAACGUUCGUGACGUCACAAUUACAUCGGUCAAAUGCUGAUGGAAGUUACAUCACCUCUGUCUACUGGGCAUCGUUUGCUGCCGGACGUUUUCUGGGAAUUUUCCUAGUUAGAUGGUUCAGCCCAGCGAAAAUGAUCUUUACCUAUAAUUGUGCGCUUUUGCUGUCUCUUCUAGGCUUUCUUCUUACGUCACAACAUGACGCUAUAUAUGGCAUAUGGAUCUUUACUUCACUAACCGGAUUCUCUUUAUCAGUAAUUUUUCCCACCGUUUUUAUGUGGACAGAACAGAAAUUCCUAAAGGUCACGGGGAAAGUAGCCUCCUUUUUUCUCGUGGCGGCUUCGGUGGGAUUUAUGGUGAAUCCACCGAUUAUGAGCGCUUUGAUGGAGAACUAUACCCCUAUGUGGUUUAGCUACCUGUUGUUCAGUGAAACGGUACUUUUACUCGUUCUUUAUUUCUCAGGAUUGUUGAUCUCUAAGAGAAUAACAACAAAACGUUCUAAUGUGGCGGAUAAGGAGCUCGUUGUUUUAAACGAAUAAA